UAUGUCUUCUCCUUUAAAGAAAAGUUACAUUCAUAACUUACCCUUUCAUUCCAAAGAAACUUAUUUGCCGUUUAACAACAAUAUUUCUGUAGAGAUUACUAAAACUUACAAGAAAUGAGUUCUUGUGGGUUUUUUUGUUUGCAAAACCUAACAAAAAGAUAAAAAUUAUUUAAAUACAAAAAAUAACAACAACAACAACAUAUGUGCUAACGACCGGUAGUGGCCACAGAAGCUCACAAGGCGAUAAGCAAGCUCAACUAAAAAAUAAACACGCCUUUAUCUAAUAAGAGAAUGUAUCCAAAUUCAGUCGAGAAACGCAACAAAACCAUAAUGAACUGUUUUCGCGACCGCAAUGGAAGUCGUCCAGAUCUCACAGACACACGAUUCUAUAAUGAAAAUUUACGAAAACAUCCUUUGUCCAAGUCAAAGAGUUCUAGUCAAACAAGACUCCUGAAUCAGUGCGAUGGAAGUUGUGUACAUCAGAUAAAGGAGCUUUCCAGAAAAAUCAGCAUCCUCGAAAGAAAACAGUCAGAUGACACAAUUUACAAGAAAGAUCUAGAAGAAAAGAUAAUUGAAUUGACUAAAAAACUGGAACGGUCACAGCAAUCUUCGAUACGGUCAGAAGAAUCCUACAGAAACCCGCACGUCCCCUCCACAAAGAUGGGCAGAACUAUGAGAAAGUUGACUAAUUGGUGCAACAACAGGCCAACAAUUGAAGCCCUCAAGAAGAACAAUAUAUUUCACGAUGAACCCUGCUUCGAUACGGAACUUGAGAUGACUCUUAAGCACGAAAUUUUCACCACAAUUCCAAAAAUAGUAGUGGACUGUGUUGAUUUAAUUGAGACGCAAUUCAAAACCUCACCCUAUCCAAUUGAAGGGCUGUAUCGGGCCUCAGGAGACUACACAAAAAUUCAAGCUCUUCGAUUUAGCAUUGACUCAAAUGAUUAUGAUUCAUUAAAAUCGGUGACCAACAUACACACACUCACAGGAGUGCUGAAGCUCUUUUUGCGUGAGAUUAAAAGUCCCUUAGUGAAGCCAAAUGAGAUCAAGACUUUUAUUGGACCAUCCAAUAAAUGGAUGCUUCAACCUGUGACGAAAAAAAUUGAAAUACUUCAAAAUCUUGUCAAGACAUUGCCCGAGUGUAAUCGUGAUACUUUAAAUUAUCUAUUCUCACACUUUCAUCGUUUGACAAAAGUCCCACUGCAAAAUGUGUCUUCAGAAGUUUUGGCCAUAUCCAUAACUCCGUCGAUUCUUCACACGGCAUCACGAGAUUUGCAGCCACAGGAUUUGGCUAUCGUUUUAAAAGAGACUGAAGUAUUUGCUGAUUGUUUGGGUCUUUUGAUUGACCAUAGUACGAAAGUUUUCGGAUCGCGAAUUGACGAACGGAGUCGGAAGCGAAACUCGAAAUACUCAAGUUUUCGAAGAAGUUUGUCGCAGCCUUGUUUGGUGGUUUCUAAGGUCUUUUCAAUAUGAAUUGACCUCUGGAGAAUGUGUUUUGUUUUGUAAAUAUUGAUAAAUUAUAAGAAAACAUAAUUGAAUUGACUUAGAAAAGUAAAUAUUGUGUUGAGAAAAGU
Molecule: messenger RNA, 1574 nt
Organism: Eupeodes corollae
Lineage: Eukaryota; Metazoa; Arthropoda; Insecta; Diptera; Syrphidae
Gene: RhoGAP16F
Product: WW domain-containing protein tag-325
Exons: 4
Coding region: 292-1473 (393 amino acids)
Biological process (GO): regulation of GTPase activity; signal transduction
Cellular component (GO): cytoplasm
Source: RefSeq, a predicted model, not a curated record